AUCUACGAUGGUCGCUACUUCGACCCCUCCACACGUGCAGCCAUCAAUGCGGUGUGGCAACUGGCGGAGCCGGCGAAUGGCACGGUGAAGCUGGGCCUUCACAAGGGCCACAUGAACCCCGCCAGCUCGCAGGGCUACCUGGAGGUGUCCUCUGUCGAAGCGAAGGCUUUGGCGAAGGCCAAGCUCAUCGACACCGACAGCGUCUGGCAGAAGCGCCAGAAGAUCG
Messenger RNA from Durusdinium trenchii, 226 nucleotides. The record is from the annotation of a GenBank genome assembly. Lineage: Eukaryota; Dinophyceae; Suessiales; Symbiodiniaceae.